This is a messenger RNA of Urocitellus parryii (Arctic ground squirrel), 1095 nucleotides long. It is a transcript of the gene Tectb, whose product is annotated as tectorin beta. Gene Ontology annotation, molecular function: extracellular matrix structural constituent. Lineage: Eukaryota; Metazoa; Chordata; Mammalia; Rodentia; Sciuridae. The record is from RefSeq and is a predicted model, not a curated record.
AGGCCCAAGCUCUGGAAGGACCAUAGCCAUUUGGUCACUCGGGUUUGGCCAUCUGCAAAGGCCAGGUUCUGAGGAGCGAUGGUGAUGAGGGCCUUUGUCCUGUUGGCCGUCUUUGUAGAAGCCUCCGCGAGAUCCUGCACUCCAAAUAAAGCAGAUGUCAUCCUUGUGUUUUGUUAUCCCAAAACCAUCAUCACCAAAAUCCCUGAGUGUCCCUAUGGAUGGGAAGUGCACCAGCUGGCCCUUGGGGGRCUGUGUUACAAUGGAGUCCAUGAAGGUGGUUACUACCAAUUUGUCAUCCCAGAUUUAUCACCUAAAAACAAGUCCUAUUGUGGAACCCAGUCUGAGUACAAGCCCCCCAUCUACCACUUCUACAGCCACAUCGUUUCUAACGACAGCACGGUGGUCAUCAAGAACCAGCCGGUGAACUACUCUUUCUCGUGCACCUACCACUCCACCUACUUGGUGAACCAGGCUGCCUUUGACCAGAGAGUGGCCACUGUUCAUGUGAAGAACGGGAGCAUGGGCACUUUUGAAAGCCAAUUGUCUCUCAACUUCUACACUAAUGCCAAGUUCUCUACCAAGAAAGAAGCGCCCUUUGUCCUGGAGACAUCUGAGAUUGGUUCAGAUCUGUUUGCAGGAGUAGAAGCCAAAGGAUUAAGUAUUAGGUUUAAAGUGGUCCUGAACAGUUGCUGGGCCACACCCUCUGCUGACUUCAUGUAUCCCUUGCAGUGGCAACUGAUCAACAAGGGCUGCCCCACCGAUGAAACGGUCCUCGUGCACGAGAAUGGGAAGGAUCACAGGGCCACCUUCCAGUUCAAUGCCUUCCGGUUCCAGAACAUCCCCAAACUCUCCAAGGUUUGGUUGCACUGUGAGACAUUCAUCUGUGACAGCGAGAAGCUCUCCUGCCCAGUGACCUGUGACAAACGGAAGCGCCUGCUCCGGGACCAGACCGGGGGCGUGCUGGUGGUGGAGCUCUCCCUGCGGAGCAGGGGAUCAUGGAGGCUCGGUAGCUUCUCAGAUGUUGUGCGCCACCUCGUCGUGAUGCUGGGGAUCUGCGCCCUGUUGUAGGAGUCAGCCUGGAGCUGCAGCUCCGCC